AUGACAGACAGUAUUCCCCAGCUGGCCACGUCAAGCUGGGUCUCGGACCAGGAAAGCGAGCACAUUCUUACCUUCUUCCUCUUUAACGAUGCGUGGAGACUCGCACGCGACCUCUGCACGGCCUUGUUCACCAGCAUCGACUCGUCUCUCACGGAUACAUUCAUCUACCAAGAUCAGUUUUUGAACUGUGCUACGACAACUAUUGGCAAUCACUGCGUUACUAUCCGCUUUGUGUCUUUUCUUAGUCCCCAAGAGGCACAACUCCAUUCAAGCACCAUUCAGGCUCUAGAAGAGGAGUCAACUUCUUGCAUACUUCUCACAGCGAUAAACUGCUCUAUGUAUGCGGCAUCUUGCACAGAAGCAUAUGCCGCUGAGCAGGUUAUUGCUAGCCUCUUCCAGGGGCGCUGCAAUAACCAAUCGAUCAAUAUACAGAACCUUCUACUUAAACUGAUGAACGACCAAGCCACAAAAACUUAUUCUGGUGCCAUGCGCGUUGAUCGAUUGCCAUCAGCCGUCGCCCAUGGCAGAACUUGGCCACUAUUCCAUCUUCUCAUUAACACCAGUGGCAUCCCCCUACUUCCACAGAGCAUGGAUAGUAUUGCACCGCCCUGCGCAGCACUUAUUCCCCUAUAUUAUCUGUCCUCGUUCUAUCCAUCGACUGUAAUGUCCCUGCAGAGAGAUCAGCCAGCAAAGUCUGUAGAUUCAGCAACUCGUCUAUCUCAGGCUACACAAGCCACGCAGACAAGUACGUUACAUGACCAGCAGGCAAAUAUAUCGGAAGCCCUUUUCCUGUUGGCUAGCAAGACAAGUGACUCCCUUUCUAACUUUAAAGACCUUGCCUCUCGGCUCUCCGACGUGCCAUGCCGCUUGUAUUCACCAGUAACCAUCCUUGUGAUAUACUCCAUUCUCUUGAGUUUUGGAGGAAAGCUUGCGCACCCUGUUUCUGAAGCUGAUCUUUUAGAUGACCUACGCGGGUUUAUGGCAUUCCUUUUCUCUCUUACUUCCUUUAAAAUAACUACAUUUCUUCUGCCUGCUGGCUGGAACACGCUAUCUGCUGUUGAGGAUACUAUCUGCAAUCUUUUUUCCUACAAGGGUCUUCCAGAGGGCGUGCUUCCUACUGCCCAAUUUUACUCCCUCAUAGCUCAACCGUCCAUUGAAGAUUGGCAGCCUGCGUCGUCUUCUGAGCACAUAUUUACUCCUCCGCCGCAUUCAGCGAUGCUCAACCCUGUGGCUACAGAAUAUAUCAAGCGUACAGAGCUAGCGGCCCUUCUAUCACCGAUCACUCACUAUUCGCGAUCCGAUUCUAAUUACUCUGCUGAUGCGGCCACAGACGUUAGCGGAUCUAUACAUAGAAGACACGACCUUCGGCAAGAACCAGCCCCUAUCAGUUCGACUUUCGCAUUGUCCACUGUUGUGACCAGUGUGGUGGAUGAACCUCUUGACGUCCCUGAUUGCUCUAUCCAGAAGGAAGCCGGGCGCCGAGGUAAAUCAAUAGUACUGGUUGAAGAGAGUGAUGCUGGUCUGCACGAGCUCCAACAGGGCUCUUUAGCAACGCCUGAGUUCUACCAAGGGGUUUCUAGUAGCAGGAUGGAUAUGCAAAAUAAAAACCCUGUCCUCUUUCCCCUAUAG
Messenger RNA from Giardia duodenalis, 1629 nucleotides. RefSeq lists its product as uncharacterized. The coding region runs from base 1 to 1629 and encodes 542 amino acids. NCBI's taxonomy places the organism in Eukaryota, Fornicata, Diplomonadida, Hexamitidae. The transcript has a single exon. The record is from RefSeq and is a predicted model, not a curated record.